Messenger RNA from Cucurbita pepo subsp. pepo (vegetable marrow), 2960 nucleotides. Lineage: Eukaryota; Viridiplantae; Streptophyta; Magnoliopsida; Cucurbitales; Cucurbitaceae. The record is from RefSeq and is a predicted model, not a curated record.
ACAUGCUCUUAUUAACCCCAUCCCCAUUCUUCCCAAUCUCCCCUCCAUUUUCCCCUUUAUUACCACAUAUGCCAUCUCUUUCCUCCCAUUCUCCAUGCCCAUUUCUGCCAUUUCACAUGGGCUCUUGCUCAUGAACUUCAUGAUUUGGUAAGCUGACAAGUAAAUUGAAGCUGCUUUGAGCUGAAAAAUUCAGUGGUUUUCGUUUCUGAAUCUGAGUUAGUACAAAGAAACAAGAACAAGAACCAAAAAGAUUGUCCUCCUGAAUCAUGAUGAUGAUGAGGAACACAUCAUGAAGUUUAAGGUUGUUGUUGAAUCUCUCCCAUGGCUGAUUCUGAAGCAGAGAAAGCUGGAGUUUGUUCUUCUAAGAAUGAGCGUCUUUCCACAGCCAUGAAAAGAACAAGUGAAUGGAUUUUUUCCCAAGAGAUUCCAAGUGAUGUCACAGUUCAUGUUGGAGAAGCCUCUUUCUCCUUGCAUAAGUUCCCACUAGUUUCAAAAUGUGGGCUCAUAAGAAAAGUAGUAUCAGAGUCGAGUGAUGGUGAUCUCACAAGUAUUGAGCUUCCUGAUUGUCCUGGUGGGGCGGAGGCGUUCGAGCUAGCUGCCAUGUUCUGCUAUGGUAUAAACUUCGAGAUCGGCACCGAGAAUAUCGCGAUGCUCCGGUGCGUGGCGGAGUAUCUCGAGAUGACGGAGGAGUAUGCCAUUGGAAACUUGGUAGGAAGAAGUGAGGCAUACAUCAAUGAAGUUGCACUGAAAAGCCUUGCAGGGGCUGUGUCUGUUUUGCAUAUGUCUCAAACACUGCUUCCAACAGCUGAGAAGGUGAAAUUGGUGAGCCGUUGCAUUGAUGCCAUUGCCUUUGUGGCCUGCAAAGACACCCAAUUUAGUAUGGUUGAUUGGUGGGCUGAUGACUUAACUGUUCUAAGAAUUGAUAUCUUCCAAAGAGUUCUUGUUGCAAUGAUGUCUAGAGGCUUCAAACAUUACUCUCUAGCUCCACUUCUAAUGCUGUAUGCACAGAAAUCACUCCGUGGCUUGGAGGUGUUUGCAAAGGGAAGGAAGAAAUUUGAGUCUCCCAUGGCUGAUUCUGAAGCAGAGAAAGCUGGAGUUUGUUCUUCUAAGAAUGAGCGUCUUUCCACAGCCAUGAAAAGAACGAGUGAAUGGAUUUUUUCCCAAGAGAUUCCAAGUGAUGUCACAGUUCAUGUUGGAGAAGCCUCUUUCUCCUUGCAUAAGUUCCCACUAGUUUCAAAAUGUGGGCUCAUAAGAAAAGUAGUAUCAGAGUCGAGUGAUGGUGAUCUCACAAGUAUUGAGCUUCCUGAUUGUCCUGGUGGGGCGGAGGCGUUCGAGCUAGCUGCCAUGUUCUGCUAUGGUAUAAACUUCGAGAUCGGCACCGAGAAUAUCGCGAUGCUCCGGUGCGUGGCGGAGUAUCUCGAGAUGACGGAGGAGUAUGCCAUUGGAAACUUGGUAGGAAGAAGUGAGGCAUACAUCAAUGAAGUUGCACUGAAAAGCCUUGCAGGGGCUGUGUCUGUUUUGCAUAUGUCUCAAACACUGCUUCCAACAGCUGAGAAGGUGAAAUUGGUGAGCCGUUGCAUUGAUGCCAUUGCCUUUGUGGCCUGCAAAGACACCCAAUUUAGUAUGGUUGAUUGGUGGGCUGAUGACUUAACUGUUCUAAGAAUUGAUAUCUUCCAAAGAGUUCUUGUUGCAAUGAUGUCUAGAGGCUUCAAACAUUACUCUCUAGCUCCACUUCUAAUGCUGUAUGCACAGAAAUCACUCCGUGGCUUGGAGGUGUUUGCAAAGGGAAGGAAGAAAUUUGAGGCACAACAUGAGCAUGAAAAGAGAGUUGUAUUGGAAACAAUAGUGAGUCUUCUACCAAGGGAGAAGAAUGCACUCUCAGUUAGCUUUCUUUCGAUGCUCCUCCGUGCAGCGUUAUAUCUCGACACCACCGUUGCUUGCCGGUUAGAUUUGGAGAAGAGAAUGGCUGCACAAUUAGGACAGGCUGCUUUGGAUGACCUUUUGAUUCCCUCUUAUGCCUUCACUGGUGAUACAUUGUUCGACGUCGACACCGCACAACGAAUCAUGGUGAAUUAUCUCGAUCUCGAACUCGAACUCGAUGCAAAUGAGGAACAACGUGUUCCCUCUUCUUCAUCAUCAGGCGAGCUUCAAAGGGUGGGAAGAUUAAUGGAGAAUUAUGUUGCUGAAAUCGCCUCGGACCGCAACUUAUCGGUGUCGAAAUUCAUUAAUAUUGCUGAGCUUAUCCCUGAACAAUCAAGAGUUACAGAAGAUGGAAUGUAUAGGGCCAUAGAUAUCUACUUGAAGGCUCAUCCUGCAUUGAGUGAUAUGGAAAGGAAGAAAGUGUGCAGUUUAAUGGAGUGCCAGAAGCUAUCAAGAGAGGCAUGCGCCCAUGCCGCACAGAACGAUCGCCUUCCUGUUCAAACAGUGGUGCAGGUGCUAUAUUAUGAGCAGCAGCGCCUCCGAGAUGUCAUGAAUGGUGGUGUGGCCGAAGUGAAGCUGCCUGCAGCACCUGCUAAAUUGAACAUAUACUCCAAUGAAACAGCAGCAGCCACAGUUUCAGAUGAGCUCUCCCUUUUGAGAAGAGAAAAUGCUGAUCUGAAGCUGGAGCUAGUGAAAAUGAAAAUGAAAAUGAGGGAGUUUGAGAAGGCAUCACUAAGCAGCAGUCCACAAACAAACACAAACACAAACACAAACACAAACACUCAGCUGCAGGGAGACAAGCCUCCACUGCCCAAGAAAUCAUUCAUGAACUCUGUGUCAAAGAAGCUCGGUCGCCUCUACCCGUUCGUGCGCACCGACGGUAUCGCAUCGAACACGAAAGGCCGAGUAAGGCCAGCCAAGGAUCGGCGCCAUUCCGUAUCAUGAAUCAUUUCAAAACCUCUAUACAGCAGCAUUGUGAAGAGUCUGGUUUCUUUGUUUUUUUUUUUACUUUACUUGUUUCUUUGUUUGGCUUCCAAGGA